AUGGGUGUUGUAUCAAACCCGACUUUCAAAUCGGAGGACAGCCAACCAGGCACGUGCAAGAGUCGCCAUGUCAUGAAAGAAUUUCUGCGCAAGAGGGACUCCAUCCGACGCCAGAAUCAGCUGGCCGCAAGAUCACAAAGUCGCGUCCUACCGUGGCUGCGACGGGAGGAUAUGGUGCGGUCCUCAGAACACGUCGACGACUUUGGAGAGGAUACCGGAGCCGCGUCUGAGUCUUCCUUCGAGUCCAUCUCCACGGCUACCUCGCCGCAACAUUCGCAUAGAACAUGCGCAAGCACGGCAUUCGAAAGUCGUUCUUCAUUGCUCCUCACUUCGUCCGCUCCAGCAAACGACAACGUCAACCUGCGCAGAUCGCCAAAUUCGUCAGAAGUUCGUCAUAAACAUCAAGAGCUUCUGGACUAUCUAUUUCGAGUUGUGAUACGUCGCAUCUCUGGAACAAAUCAAUUCUGCAACAUCUCGUCACCUGCCACCACCGUGGCCCGCCACAUCCUCAAUCGUCCUUUACCAGCUCAAUUUUUGCUCGCAACAUCAAGUCUUAGUCGAGACCUGGACUCGGGCCGUCGCUCUCCGACCUCAGAAACUAUCGGGCUCAUGCUGAAUGGUAUCCGAAUGCUGAAAGAGCGGAUCAAUACACCCGCAGGGCUGUCCGAGGAAAUUAUCUUAGCGAUGGUCAACCUUUGGAUGUAUGAAGCCGUGUUGACCAUGGAUGUGGUCGAUGAUGGGCCCGAAAGAGAGCCCACUCAGGGUCGGCAGCUUCCGAAAGUUGUCCCUGGCGGCAUUCAAACCCACAUCGAUGGGUUGGAACGCUCAAUAAGCCUUCUCGGCGGCCUGAAAAGUCUUUCGCCAGUUACAGUGUCAUUGCUUGCUUGGUGUACGUCGACUCUUCCCGGCUAUUCAACGAUCGAUAUGAGAACGACAUAUUCUUCACAUAAGGAAAGAAGAUCAACUGCCUCUAAUUCCUGUUUCGCACGGCUCUUGGAUCGGUUGACGAAGAUUCAGAUACUUUCGACGGCCACCUGUGGUUCACAGCCCAGUAGUUUCAUCCACGAGGCAGUAUUCACUUCUCUGAGGAGGACGUUGCUUCGGUUGACACAGACAUCGGGCGAUCAACGGACACCAAUGCGGAGACUGAUGAGGUCAGCUUCGUCUGUGUCGAUACUGCUCUUCAUCUUUGACAUCCUCCUCGGAGGUAGCGAUACUGCACUUCGCGAACCGAAAGAGCGGAGGAACGAGUUGAUGCAGGCUCAAGCUCGAUUGAUCGAGCAUAACCUUGACAAAGAUGGAUCACCGGAGAAGGCAUGGCAAGUUCUCUUGUAUCAAGCGGAUACUCCACAUUCGCGGCUUCACUCAAGGACAUGGUCGAUUGUGGAGAUGGUGAACGUAGUCAAACAGCUGAAAGGCUCGACGAUUGACGCAGUGUCUCGGUUGCUUUUGAAUUGUCUUCUUCCGGAGACGCGCGAGGAAUCUGAGGAGUCCACUUACGGAGGGAUCGUGCUGCAGAUACAUCAUGACUUAGAUUGCCUUGCAAACUUGUCAUGA
Exophiala viscosa is the source of this 1557-nucleotide messenger RNA. RefSeq lists its product as uncharacterized. NCBI's taxonomy places the organism in Eukaryota, Fungi, Ascomycota, Eurotiomycetes, Chaetothyriales, Herpotrichiellaceae. The transcript has 5 exons. The record is from RefSeq and is a predicted model, not a curated record. Bases 1 to 1557 code for a protein of 518 amino acids.